This is a messenger RNA of Mya arenaria, 798 nucleotides long. RefSeq lists its product as uncharacterized. Bases 1 to 798 code for a protein of 265 amino acids. NCBI's taxonomy places the organism in Eukaryota, Metazoa, Mollusca, Bivalvia, Myida, Myidae. Gene Ontology annotation, molecular function: protein binding. The record is from RefSeq and is a predicted model, not a curated record. The transcript is spliced from 2 exons.
AUGACUGGACUACUUCAGCUGUUGUUACUGGUCAGCGUGACCUUGGGUUCCGAGCCAUCGUGUCCAGCGUGUUCCAAAUACGACUACGAGGAAAGGAUGCUCGAGAGAAUUAUCCGCAUGGAGUUCGCUUUUGAGAAUGUGUUAAAAGAAAACAAGGCUGUGAGCAAAACUGUUGAGCAAGAUCUAACGCGGAUCAAGGAAGAAAACGAACGUUUGCAAGCGGUCAUUUAUGCUCUAAAGGAUCAACAGGAGCAAGCAGAACGUAAACUGGUUUCGCUCAUGGAGGUAGUUGAGAGAAACCAGUCCAGCACACUGGAGAGGAUUCUUUCCACUUCUAACAAUACGUUAGAACAAAUUAUUGCCGACUUCAAUAAUAUGAAAGAACAAAUCGCUACAUCAAUGGUAUACUUCCACGCCCAUUAUCCGCAGACCACCACCACCCUUACCACAGGUGAGGUGAUCGUGUACACGACAGUGGAGACCAACAAGGGCAACGGCUACAGCUCAACCACGGGCAAGUUUACCGCUCCAGCACGGGGACUCUACUUGUUCUUCAUGCAUACAUGUACUCUUCCAAAUAAAUAUUCUUAUCUCUACUUAGUGAAGGAAAAAUCAGUCCUCAUUGCAAGUGUAGAGCGUGACUCGACCUAUUACUCCUGUUCAAGUAGUCAGGCGUUUGCUCAGCUUGAUGCCGGGGAAGCUGUCUGGGUACAAUGCUCCAUUGGGGGAUCGAGUAGACAAUUGUUUGAGAAUGCUUAUCAUUGGACCACUUUUGGUGGUGCUUUCAUUCACAGCUGA